Messenger RNA from Vicia faba (fava bean), 381 nucleotides. The record is from the annotation of a GenBank genome assembly. Lineage: Eukaryota; Viridiplantae; Streptophyta; Magnoliopsida; Fabales; Fabaceae.
AUGGCUACUAGUACAACCAUCCGGUGUCUUAUAUCUAUCAUCUUCCUUACUCUUGUUAUCAAAGGAUCCUCCUCUGGCUGUACCUUGAACAACAUAACUAUUGGAACAACAAGAAGUGGGAGAGAAAUAAACGACAUGGCUGAGUGGAACGUGGUCGUGACCAACAACUGUAACUGCAUACAAAGCCAAUUAACGUUGACCUGUACAGGUUUCAAAACUCUGGAACCCGUUGACCCUUCAAUUCUUUCUGUCACAAAUGAUGUUUGUCUUCUCAUCAAUGGAAAACCUUUGCCUGCUUUUGCUUCUGUUAAAUUCUCUUAUGUUUGGUAUCCUCCUUUUAUUAUGUGGCCUAAAAGCUCCACCAUAGGAUCUUGUAACUAA